AUGGAUAAACCUCUUCCGUUUCAUCGACGGCAGACCGAUGAUCGAGGAACGCUGAGGGUUGUAAACCCGGAUGCUGCAUCCACGCGUCAACCAUCUAUGGACCAGCUGCCUUCACACGUAGUGGCUGACAGUUCUGAGAUGGUGUUCCCGGUUUCGAAGUCACGCGUCAUGAACAAUAGCAUCCGUCGAAAACCGCUGGCUAGCGAGGCUCGUGACGAAUUAUCCUUCAACCUCCACCCAGCCCCACCCCAUGCCCCCAAUCUACGGUCGGCGGAGCGUACACCUUCUAUGAAAGCGUCGUCAGACGUGCCAGUACCCUUGGCCGCGGGACGAAAGAUGCGAAAGCAUGCCGCAGCAUCUUACUCUAGCGCUGUAAGUGAUCCCGGCAUGUUGGGGAUUUCCCUGGGCGUGUAUGACUUCCGAAGCAGUCUUCCGGCAGAGCUGCAGCCCAAGGGGCCGCCGCUUCGGUGGGACCCAGAGCCUGCGCCUCAGCUUCCUCCCAUCGUGCCAGGGGUGACUCCCAACUUACACGAAGAUGUUGAUCUGGCUAAGUUCAUGACGACUGACAAGUCAAAUCUUCAGCCGUUCAAAGAGAAGAUGCCCCUCGCUACAACGAUCGUGAGGGGCAAUUUGAGUAGGUUUGUGGCAAAGUAG
Messenger RNA from Didymosphaeria variabile, 654 nucleotides. RefSeq lists its product as uncharacterized. The record is from RefSeq and is a predicted model, not a curated record. The coding region runs from base 1 to 654 and encodes 217 amino acids. The transcript has a single exon. NCBI's taxonomy places the organism in Eukaryota, Fungi, Ascomycota, Dothideomycetes, Pleosporales, Didymosphaeriaceae.